Messenger RNA from Tricharina praecox, 1545 nucleotides. RefSeq lists its product as uncharacterized. The coding region runs from base 25 to 1392 and encodes 455 amino acids. The transcript has a single exon. The record is from RefSeq and is a predicted model, not a curated record. Lineage: Eukaryota; Fungi; Ascomycota; Pezizomycetes; Pezizales; Pyronemataceae.
CUUUCUUUCUCGAAUCCUCAUACGAUGGAGGAAGAAGAACUUACGACACUGCAAAUAGACAGAUACACCCGCUCCCUCGCCGCAUGUCUCGCCCCCGGCCCACUCAACGGCCAGUUCGUGGGCAAAGUUACGCUACCGACGAAGCUCGAGGCGAUACUCCCAGAGCGGGUUAAGCCGCCGCAUAGACUGUGUCCCUCCAUCCCCGUGGAGUCAAUCGUUCAACAUCUAAAGGAUUUGCUGAGCGACGGUCUGGGAGCGGAAUUGCAUUCGGGCUGCAAUGGCGACCUGGCACAUAUCAUCUUGCCAGUUCACCUACCGGUGGCGAAGUAUAACGAGCAGCAGUGGAGAGGAGCCCUAGCUGGGGAGGUGACAGAGGAGGAGUGUAAGGCUGCCGCUUUGUUAUUUCCGGCUAUUCCACCCUUCGCUCCUAUGUUUCUAGGAGGCACUCGUUUCACGGAAUUCACGCCGACACCCAUAUCGGUGAAAUCGGCCGACCUGUUUACGGCUACGUCUGAGAAUAGACUCGAGGGUAGCUUCGCACUCGGGGAAACAGAGACAUAUACCCGAGAAUCACUGCCACCUAAAUCGCCAUCUACAGUAUCUCAAGCCUCCUUACCGUCCUUUGAGUCGCUCGCUCUAAAAGCCCCAACCUCACCUCACCUCCCAAAGAAUAAACCACUCCCAUACCGAAUCCAACACACGUUCCUCCCAUCACUCCAAACCCUCCUCGAGGAAGCUUGUCACAGCUACAUCAAUGUUCACAAUCAGCAGCUUCUCACGAAACACGGCUGGACAGACCCGCAGGCCGCAGAAUUGCAUGUGUAUGUUCGGGAGAUCAUUGCUAUCUGGCCCGGGGGUCCAAGUGCACUCCCGAUGCUCAAAGCACUCCCGCAGCUGCGACAUGAGGCUGUUCACCGGGUUCCAGUCUCAUUCGCCAGGAUGAAUGUGUUUUUUAAUUUGGCGCUACUGUGUACGGAUGCCCUCGGGACCGACAAGGUUGGAAAGAGGAUUCUCCGACUACGGAAACGUUUCGAUCGUUGGCACGAUAAGCAGUCGCUUCAGGAGGAUCUGGCUGAAAUGAUGGAGGAAAGGAUGAGACACCUUGAGCUGGUGCAGAGGAAAGUCGCAAAAGAGAUAUCGCAGUGGGAGGCUUUCGCAUUGCAACGCACGGCUUGCCCGCAGCAACCGGAGCGUGUCGAGUUGGCUCGGCUGAUGGCAGCUGUUGAACCCAUAUUAUUCCCCCAGGCGGAUGAUUAUGGGCGGGACGAGGAGGAGAAGGAAGAGGAAGAAGAAGGGGAGGAGGAUUCCGGCUAUGCCCAGCUGCAUCAUGGUUUCCCGCAGUGGAAAUUCAGAGAUGAUACAUAUGUCGGGGAAUGCGAGACCGAUCGGUAGAUUGGCUGUUGUACGAUGUUGAUAGUGGCGGGGAGAAAAGAGAAACGUGUAGGUACUUGGUGUUGAGGGCACUCUGACAUCUCUCUUCUCAAUUACAUCUGUGAUAUGGCUAGAGAUACGUAAUCAUCUAUUGUAUUGUACAAUACAUCGAUG